Peniophora sp. CBMAI 1063 is the source of this 675-nucleotide messenger RNA. The record is from the annotation of a GenBank genome assembly. NCBI's taxonomy places the organism in Eukaryota, Fungi, Basidiomycota, Agaricomycetes, Russulales, Peniophoraceae.
AUGACGGAAAAGCCUGCCGCAACACACUUUGGCGUUCUCGUCUUCACGGGCUUCCAAGCUCUAGAUGCUUUUGGCCCACUCGAUAUCCUCAACACGCUCUCUCUCAAGCAAGGUAUCUCGCUCUCGGUCCUCGCAUCGACGCUCGACCCAGUGACGACCAGACCACCAUCGGGAGCCUUGCAGCUCCCGACGGGCUCCAACUUCGCGCAGUCUAUCGUACCCACGCAUACGUUUGCCGAUCCUCCGAAAGAUCUUGACGUAUUGAUCAUCCCCGGCGGCUUCGGCGCGCACACCUCAACCCCGGAGAUACAGGCCGCUAUCGCCUUCAUCAAAGACGUAUUCCCGAAGCUCGGACACCUGUUCACUGUGUGCACUGGGUCGUCACUCGCAGCGCGCGCGGGUGUACUGGAUGGAAGGAAUGCGACCUCAAACAAGGCUUUCUUCGAGAUGGUCAAGGCUGACGGUCCAAACGUGAAAUGGGUGCCACACGCGCGAUGGGUUCGCGACGGCAACGUUUGGACGACAUCCGGGGUUUCGGCAGGACUCGAUGGGAUGUUCGCGUUCGUUGCUGCCCAUUGGGGCGAAGAGGUAGCUCAAGAUCUCUCCAAGAUACUAGAGUACGAGCGACACACCGACUCAAGCUGGGAUCCGUUCGCUGAGAUUCACGGCCUGUAA